Messenger RNA from Panonychus citri (citrus red mite), 1557 nucleotides. RefSeq names its product cleavage and polyadenylation specificity factor subunit 4-like (gene Clp). Lineage: Eukaryota; Metazoa; Arthropoda; Arachnida; Trombidiformes; Tetranychidae. The transcript has a single exon. The coding region runs from base 228 to 1271 and encodes 347 amino acids. The record is from RefSeq and is a predicted model, not a curated record. Gene Ontology annotation, molecular function: RNA binding; zinc ion binding.
UUGGAUCUUAAAGUGUUUACUAUAGUUUAUUAAUCUUUUUAAUUGCUGGUUAAAAUUGUAGCUUUUUCUUAGUGUUAAUUUAUUGUUCCUUUGGUUGUUUGAAGCUAUUGUUUAAUAGAUUUAGUUACCUAUGUCUAAACAAUAAAGUUAUCCUAUUUUGAUUUCAUCGAUUGUGUUGAAUUGACCUUUUUUUUUGCUUGUUUGUUUUAUAUUUACUUGUGUUCACUAUGGAGGAAUUACUUGCCAGAACUGAUGAUAUUAUUUUUGAAGUGGAAACUGCUUUGGAGGAGCAAAUCGGUGCUUUGAAUUUACCUUUUCCGGGUAUGGAUAAGUCAGGGGCUGCUGUUUGUAUUGCUCAUCUUCGCGGUGACUGUCCUCGUGGACUUAACUGUCCUUUUAGACACAUAAAGGGAGACCGGUCGGUUGUAUGUAAACAUUGGCUGCGUGGUUUAUGUAAAAAGGGUGAUCUCUGCGAGUUUCUCCAUGAAUUUGAUGCAUCCAAAAUGCCUGAGUGUUACUUUUACUCUCGUUUUCAUGCCUGUAGUAAUAAAGAAUGUCCCUUUCUUCAUAUUGACCCGGAAUCCAAGAUUAAAGAUUGUCCCUGGUAUGAUAGAGGUUUUUGUCGCCAUGGUCCCAAUUGUCGCCAUCGACAUACAAGACGUUUGAUUUGUUUAUGUUAUCUUGCUGGUUUCUGUCCCCUUGGACCUGAAUGUAAAUUUGUUCAUCCUCGUUUCGAUUUACCCAUAAAUGAUCCUACUAUUCAAACCAAAAAAGGAACUGUUAUUUGCCAUUAUUGUAACGAAUCAGGACACAAAAUUUACAAUUGUCCAAAAAUGACACCAGAAGCUCGUGAAGAAGCAAUUCAGAGUAAAUUAUUCUCAAUGAAACAACACCCUGGUCAACAGCUUCCUCAUCAUUCACAUCACAAUUCCCAUCAUUCUAAUCAUCCUUCACACUCUAAUCACUCUAAUCAUCACCAUCAUCAUCAACCUCAUUCUAAUCAUCCAAAUCAUCAACAUCCUCAUCAAAAUCAAAACCAUGGACCUUCACCAAACUUUAUCAAGAAAGGUGGACCACCGCCAAUAAAUGCUGAUGAUUCGGAAGAUGCCCAAGGAGGUAAAGAAAGAGUUCACCGGCCAUUAGACCAAGUAACAUGUUAUAAAUGUGGAGAGAGAGGUCAUUAUGCUAAUAAAUGUCCCAAAGGUCAUCUAGCAUUUCUCAGUAGCGCUCUUAAGGAACUUCAAGCGAAAAGAUCUGAUCCGAAAAGAUAGAACCUCUGAUUGUGUAUUAUUUGACUCUUGUGUAAUAUUGAAACAUUUUUUUUCUCUUCGUAUUGAACAAUAUAUAGUGAAUUAUAUUUAAGCCAAAAAAAAUUGUCCAGUAAAUCAUUUUUACGAGUUGAUCAAAUUCGGUUUAAAAUAUUCCAAUUCCCUCACAAUCGAAUCAAUCAGCUAAUUAUUGCGAAUGAAAAAAAACGAUUUUCUUUUUGUUACAAUUAAGAAAAGUGUAAAAUUUAUCUCAUUACUUUAAAUUAAAUUCAAACUAAAUGAACUUCAA